Limulus polyphemus (Atlantic horseshoe crab) is the source of this 396-nucleotide messenger RNA. RefSeq names its product putative adenosylhomocysteinase 3. The transcript is spliced from 4 exons. Gene Ontology annotation, cellular component: cytosol. The annotation marks the transcript as partial. Gene Ontology annotation, biological process: L-methionine cycle. Lineage: Eukaryota; Metazoa; Arthropoda; Merostomata; Xiphosura; Limulidae. The record is from RefSeq and is a predicted model, not a curated record.
AUAUUGGAUGAUGGCGGAGAUGCUACUCACUUGAUGUCUAAGAAGCACCCUGCCCUCUUUAAGAUGAUAAAGGGCAUUGUCGAGGAGAGUGUUACUGGUGUUCACAGGCUCUACCAGCUCUCUAAAGCUGGAAAGCUAUCGGUUCCAGCCAUGAACGUCAAUGAUUCUGUAACAAAGACUAAAUUUGAUAAUCUCUACAGUUGUCGGGAAAGUGUUCUGGAUGCGCUAAAAAGGUCAACAGAUGUAAUGUUUGGUGGAAAACUGGUUCUUGUAUGUGGCUAUGGAGAAGUGGGUAAAGGCUGUUGUUCUGCCUUGAAAGGCAUGGGAUCUGUGGUUUACUUGACCGAAAUCGACCCUAUCUGUGCCCUGCAAGCAUGGUAAGCUAUAUGUAACAGA